Molecule: messenger RNA, 828 nt
Organism: Salvelinus namaycush (lake trout)
Lineage: Eukaryota; Metazoa; Chordata; Actinopteri; Salmoniformes; Salmonidae
Product: DNA repair protein complementing XP-A cells homolog
Exons: 5
Coding region: 1-828 (275 amino acids)
Biological process (GO): UV-damage excision repair; base-excision repair; nucleotide-excision repair, DNA damage recognition
Cellular component (GO): nucleotide-excision repair factor 1 complex
Molecular function (GO): damaged DNA binding
Source: RefSeq, a predicted model, not a curated record
AUGGAUCUGUUGGAGCUCCCCACGCGGAUGAAUGAUCAUGCUGCUUCUCCCCCUUCGGAGCCCAAAGCCAAGAACUGCGAUCUGUCCCCCGCUAUGAGAGCCAAGAUCGAACGGAACAGACAGCGGGCUGUGAUGCUGAGGCAAGCCCGCCUGGCCAACAGACCAUCGGCUGGAGAGGGGGGUGGAACCUCGGACAAAGUCGCCAAGACAGUCGACUCUGGGGGAGGGUUCUUCAUUGAUGAAGAGGAGAAGCAAAGGACCAAGAAAGUGGUGCAUCAACCAGCCCCUGUGAUAAAGGCAGACUAUCUGGUGUGUGAUGACUGUGAGAAGUCGUUUAUGGAUUCCUACCUUAGCAACGGCUUCGAUCUGGCAGUCUGUGACAACUGCAGAGACUACGAGGUUAAACACAAGCUGAUAUCCCGUACGGAGGCUAAGCAGCUCUACCUACUGAAGGACUGUGACCUGGACCAGAGGGAGCCAGUGCUGAGGUUUGUCCUGAGGAAGAACCCACACAACCCUCACUGGGGAGACAUCAAACUCUACCUCAGGCUGCAGGUGGAGAAGCGCUCCUUAGAGGUGUGGGGCUCUGAGGAGGCCCUGGAGGAGGCCAAGGAAGCAAGAGAGGAGAACAGGGAGGUGCAGAAGCAGAAGCGCUUCAACAAAAAGGUUAAAGAGCUGCGUUGUGCGGUGAGGAGAAGCAUGUGGACCAAGGGAACCAGUGCUCACCAGCACGAGUACGGCCCUGAGGAACAAGUGGAUGAAGAGGAGGAUCUCUACAGGAAGGUCUGUAACACAUGUGGACACGAACUGACCUAUGAGAAGAUGUAG